Molecule: messenger RNA, 402 nt
Organism: Gilbertella persicaria
Lineage: Eukaryota; Fungi; Mucoromycota; Mucoromycetes; Mucorales; Choanephoraceae
Product: mediator complex, subunit Med10
Exons: 4
Coding region: 1-402 (133 amino acids)
Biological process (GO): regulation of transcription by RNA polymerase II
Cellular component (GO): mediator complex
Molecular function (GO): transcription coregulator activity
Source: RefSeq, a predicted model, not a curated record
AUGGCACAAGAAAACAGUGAUUCACGUCAACAAGUAGAAGAGCAAUUGAAUGACUUACUACAAAAAUUAUUUGAACUGAGUGUGAUUGUAUAUGAUUUCCAACCUGAUGGCAAUAAACUUGUUUGGAAAAAGAUUAUCAUUGAACAUUACAAAGAAAUUGAACAACUUAAAGACGGGAUAGACGUGUUUGUUCCUGAAGAAGUGAUAAACUUUGUAGAACAUGGCAAGAAUCCAGAGAUAUUUACGCAGGGUUUUGUUGAACGAACAGCGACAGAGAACCAGUUUACUAAUGGCAAGGUUGCAGCAGUUAAAGAAUUUAAAGACUUGUUGUCAGAAGAAUUCACUAAAUCCUUUCCAGAUCUUUACGAUAAUGCAGACAAUAUGCUCAAUACAGAACAAUAG